This is a messenger RNA of Neltuma alba, 333 nucleotides long. RefSeq lists its product as uncharacterized. The transcript has a single exon. The coding region runs from base 1 to 333 and encodes 110 amino acids. Lineage: Eukaryota; Viridiplantae; Streptophyta; Magnoliopsida; Fabales; Fabaceae. The record is from RefSeq and is a predicted model, not a curated record.
AUGCCUAUGAAAACUUGCAAAGAGUUUGAUAGGUUUAUCUCUAAAUUCUGGUGGGGGAAGGGCUUGGAAGAAGAUGGGAUCCACUGGAAAGCAUGGAACAUCAUGACGUUGCAGAAGAAGAAAGGUGGCUUAGGAUUCAGAGACUUUGCACAUUUUAAUCUAGCCAUGUUAGCAAAGACUGCGUGGAGAUUAAUUCAGAAUCCUGAGGCUUUAUGGGCUAAAAUGCUGAAGGGUCUCUACUUUCUUCAUUCUGAUUUUCUAAAUGCUAGCAAGGGGGGGAGAGCCUCAUGGGGUUGGUCUAGCAUUUUAGAAGGAAGAGAGUUUCUGAAAUAG